AUGAAUAGCACAACGUGUGACAAUCCACUGCGUGCAAAGUCGUACCGACUGAACCUAGAUGACAUCCAGAACCUGGGGUCCCUGUAUCUGUUUGAGAACAAUAGGAAAAUCGCCAAAUACAAUGAGGAAAUCGACCUGCUCAAGGAACAACUGAACUACCUGAACGAGAAAAUGGGAAAAUGUGGAUACGUGCAUAAGGUUAUCGAGCCUGCGAAGCCCUCAGAGGUGACCUUCUGGUACUACGAACUGAAAGAAAUGAAAGAAUUUCAAGACCUGGUGAUGUACGAAAUAAAGAAGAAAAAAAAGCACUUCAAGAUUUUGAGCCAGAGCUGCGUGAAGUAUCUAACCAACCGUGAAAAAAUAAAACAAAAAAAAUUAGAAGAGGAGGAAAAGCGAUUGAAGACUCACUCGAAACACAUCUCAUCCUUCAUGGACAUGUUUUGGAAGAAAAUUGAAAAGUUGGUUUGGGAAGAGAAGAAGAGGGAGUUGCAGAAAACUCUAAAUAAAAAAAAGGAAAUGCGAUUUAAAAGAUUUGUUAAAAAUGCAAUUAAGAAAAUUAAACGAGCUAGACAAGAGAAUGUGCAUGAGCUUUUCGUCAACAGACAUGCUAGUAUAAGCUCCUUCAAUCCUAGUGAGAAUAUUACAUGCUCUUCGCACCAGGGUCCCACGGAGGGCAGUAAUGACCGGAGCAGCGUGGGAAGUAGCAAACGGGUCAGCAGGUUAAGCAGUGAAGGGAUUAAUAGGGUAAGUAACGAACGGGUGACCAGACGAAGGAGCAAACGAGUGAGUGCUGCAAACUUCGAACUGAGUAAUGAGGGAAGCACCGCCCGAAGUAGCGCGAACAAUACCGAGGAUGCUGGCCUGCACAACUUGGCGGAUGAUGAAUUGAAGGAAGAGGACCUGACCAAUCAGGAAGAGGAAGACGUGUUGCUGGACGAGCAAAUGGAGUCCAGCGACGAGUCGGAGGAAAAGGGGAGGGAAAUCAGCCUCCUGGACGAUGAGGCCAACAUGCCCAUUGAGGAGCUGAUCAAGAGGAUGUACGGCUUUAAGAGUGGUGAGGAGUACCUCGAUAUGAUGCGCGAGGGUGGGGGAUCAGCCGGUGAGGAAGAGGCGGCAGAGGAAGGCGCAGAAGAAGAUGACGCAGCAGAAGAAGACGCAGCAGAAGAAGACGCAGAAGAAGACGGCGCAGCAGAGGAAGACGCACCGAAGGAGAACGAGAAGAAAAGAAAGUUCGAAGAAACGGAUGAGGCAGACCCGCCAAUCACAUCCAACGUAACGAAGAAGAGCGAUGCGCACACCGAACGGAGGAGAAAGAAGAGGAGGAGGAGAAGAAGAAGAACACGCCACAACCGUAGGGACGACGGAGGGGACCUGAGCGAGUCUUCCUUGUCUAGCACCUCCAACGAUGAUAUGAUGGAGUGUAAUAUGGACGAGAAGCACUUGACCAUAAUACCUCCCUUCAUAAAGGCAACCCUGAGGGAUUAUCAACACGCAGGGUUGCACUGGUUACUCUACCUGUACAAGAAUAACAUAAAUGGAAUAUUGGCAGACGAAAUGGGUUUAGGAAAAACGUUACAAUGCAUUUCUCUUUUGAGUUACCUGGCGUACCACUUCAACAUAUGGGGGCCCCACUUAAUAAUUGUACCCACGUCAAUCCUUAUAAACUGGGAAAUCGAAUUGAAGAGAUUUUCUCCUUGCUUCAAAAUAUUAUCCUACUUUGGAAAUCAGAAUGAAAGAUAUAAAAAGCGAGUUGGGUGGUUCAACAAGGACUCGUUUCAUGUGUGCAUAUCUAGUUACUCCACAAUUGUUAAGGAUCAUCUGAUUUUUAAAAGAAAGAAAUGGAAAUACAUUAUCCUAGAUGAAGCUCACAAUAUAAAGAAUUUUAAUACGAAGAGGUGGAAUAUCAUUUUAAGCUUGAAGAGGGACCAUUGUCUUUUAGUCACUGGUACCCCUUUACAGAAUAGUUUGGAAGAGCUGUGGUCUCUGCUCCAUUUCCUCAUGCCAAACAUAUUUACAUCCCAUGUAGAUUUUAAGGACUGGUUUUCAGAUCCGUUAAACUUGGCCAUACAGAAGAGUAAAAUAAAUGACUCGAGAGAGCUCAUCGACCGGUUACACACAGUGAUAAGACCUUAUAUUUUAAGGAGAUUAAAAAAGAAUGUGGAAAAAGAAAUGCCAAAUAAGUAUGAACAUAUAAUUAAAUGUAAGUUAACCAGGAGACAACAAGUGUUAUAUGACGAAUUCAUUCAAAAUAAACAAGUUCAAAAUACACUCAACAGUGGGAACUACAUAGGUUUAAUGAAUAUACUCAUUCAGCUGAGAAAGGUUUGUAACCAUUGUGACUUGUUCACAAAUAAACAUAUUCAGACCCCAUACUUUUAUUUACUCCCCAUCAGUUUUUUUAUUCCGCGUUUUUUUAUCCUAUUUGAGAAGACUUACCACCUGGACUUUCAACUUAUUUUGUUCCUCCACAAGGAAUUCACCUCCCUGGGAGGUGUUCCUCGUUACCGUCAGCAGAAUGGAAAGAGUAAAUCUAAUCAACCAAAUGAUAGGCGUGCGAAUAGCUUUAUAAAUAUGCAGCUACCCGACCCCGCACACACCUGUUACCACACAUUUGCGCAUCACGCGGGUGAAAGAAAGAAACCUGUUAACGUUAUGCCGAAUGCGGAGCAGCCAACGGGUGUAAUCUCGACUUUUCAAUUCAUGCAAAGUAUAACACCCCAGGGGGGAGUAAACGAGGUGUGUGCCAUAAGUGAUGCUACUCAGCAUGGGAUUGAUGUUAUCCCUGUGCAGCCCGUUACAAAGGAUGAAACAUUACUCUUCCCUCCCGCUAGUGAAGCUCAUCACGGACCCCAACUGGGCCAAACGGUUGGAAGUCUUUAUAACGAGAUAAACGGUGGGCCGUACAGUCCUACUCAGCUUAUCUCCUCACUUGGAAGAAGCAACUCAUUCACUCGUCAUACGAAUGGGAUGAAGAGGGCGCGUCCCUCAAGUGAUGAACAUAUUGUGAAUUAUCCCCCUAACGCAAUGAAGAACAAUACGGUUACUUCCGCUGAGGAGAUAAAAGCUUUGUCUAUUUCUAACCUGCGCCACGGUAGAGGAGGUGCCCCACCAAUAAACAUGGAAGAUGUAAACAUGUACCUGAACAGUCAGAUAAAAGGGAACAGUGUGCCAAGGAAUUUUCUCACCUACUCUGAAGAAUUCGUGUAUGAAAUGAACAACAACUAUGACACUCUGGGUCGUUUUAUCGACCCUGCUAACAAGCAUCGCAGUUACGGUGAGUACCUUUACCGCACGUUGAAGGAUGUCACUCCGUGUGGCCUAGCAAGUACGGCAGGGGGCGAUCACCAAAACAAGGUUACCUUCAACAAGCAUGCAUCCAAUGAGGCCAUAAAUAACCGUUGUCAAAAUUUUCUUUACAAAUAUAACAUGAAGGUAAUUAACAGCGACACGCAGUAUAAAAAUUUUUUCUCAGAUCAGACGAACCAGAGCUACCUGAAUUCAUUGGAGCACAACUUGUGGGUUAAGAGGCAACGAAGAUUUGAGGAGAAGGAUAGGAGGAGGGAGGAACAGCUAAAAGAGACCUUCACCAAUGAGUACAAUUUGUUAAAGAAUGACAGAACCCCUCUCUUUGGGACCAACCUGCUGAGCUUACUUAGGCGCGAAUUUUCCCGAGAUGGGUUUGUGCCUUACCACUCGAGUAAUAAUCUGGCUGUGGGGUCUUUCCUCAUGCGGGAGGUGCGUGCAGAUGAUGUACGUGUGGCGGCGAAUGAGGCGUGUGCAGGUGGGGCGGCGAGUGCGACGUGUAGGGGUGAAGCUGGGGCGGCCGUCCUCGAGACGCUCUUCCCAACAAUGGACCUCUUCCUAACGACGCACCAGCGAGAAAUACACAACUUCACCCUGAUGAACACGCCCGCUGUGAUUAGUAGCAGCCACAGAAUUGCAAUCAACAACAACCUGUUGCAAAAUUGUAGCCACCUAGAACCCAUUCUACAACGGAUCAAGGUAGCUACCAGGGUGUACCAUGAGCCCUUCCACAAGCAAUCGAUCAUCUUCCCCUUAAACAAAGACAUCACCUUGGGCAGUGGAAAAUUAUUUGCUCUAGAGAAAUUAUUGAAUAAAUGCAAAAGGGAAGGAAACAAGUGUUUGCUGUUUACUCAGUUUAUUAAAAUGCUCGACAUCCUGGAGGUCUUUCUGAAUCACCUGAAUUAUACAUUUAUCAGAUUAGACGGAUCCACCAAAGUCGAACAGAGACAAAAAAUUGUAACCAAAUUUAAUAAUGACAAAACCAUUUUUUUAUUUAUUUCUUCUACACGUAGUGGUAGCAUAGGAAUCAACUUGACUGCAGCCAACGUGGUUAUUUUUUAUGACACUGACUGGAACCCUUCCAUCGACAAGCAGGCCAUGGACAGGUGUCACCGAAUCGGGCAGACCAAGGAUGUGCAUGUGUUUAGGUUUGUCUCGGAGUACACUGUGGAGGAAAACAUUUGGAAGAAGCAACUUCAGAAGAGGAAGCUUGAUACCAUUUGCAUCAGCAUGGGUAAUUUUAGUAACCUCAAUAAUGAGUCUCUGCUGGUGGGUGCGGGCCAUGCGUCGGUUGGAGGUAAUGCGUCAUGUGCAGGUGAAAAGAAUAACCCGCUGUCGAGUGACGGAAAAGACACCCAUGCGAAUGUCCCUGCAAGCAUUGCAGACGUGAUGAGCGGGAGGGGCAAUGCAAUACCCAAUAACGAUUCCGCAAGCAAGGACUGGUUUGCUAAUGCUGAUACGAUUAAAGAAAUAUUUAUUAACAAAAGGAACAACGAUGAGGAUGAAGAUAUUUACCAGGACAGACUGUUGCAUGAACACAUGGACGAGUCAGACAAAACCAACGUGCGAUUUGAGAAGACGCUGGAACACGUGGAGGACAAGGACGACAUCAACGCCCUGCGUGAAAACAAAAAGGAAACACUCCACGCCAUUUCACAAGACCUGCAAGAAUUUGCUAACAAAAAUGACUUCCAUGACACCUACACCCUCACUUCCUACUGCUUCAAUUUUCUGAAUGAUAAUCUGACGGACAGCUUGAAGCAACAGAUCGACGAAAUGAAAAUGAAAAUUGAAAUCGAAAUGAUGAAUGUGGGGGAGGAUGAGGAGGAGGAUGAUAGCGGCGGUGAUGAGGAGGACGGCGACGACGAACAUGGCGAUGAGGAGGAUGGCGGUGACGACGAACAUGGCGAUGAUGAGCACAGUGAUGACGACAACCCCACCCUCGACGAGGCAUCACCGUCGUCCUCCACAGAAACAGACAGUUUGAACCAGCAGUGA
This is a messenger RNA of Plasmodium fragile, 5301 nucleotides long. RefSeq lists its product as uncharacterized. Lineage: Eukaryota; Apicomplexa; Aconoidasida; Haemosporida; Plasmodiidae. The transcript is spliced from 4 exons. Gene Ontology annotation, molecular function: ATP hydrolysis activity; histone binding; ATP-dependent chromatin remodeler activity. Gene Ontology annotation, cellular component: Swr1 complex. The record is from RefSeq and is a predicted model, not a curated record. Bases 1 to 5301 code for a protein of 1766 amino acids.